ACCCACAUUUAAAGUUUUAACAUAACCAACAUGUCAGCUCCCAUCCCACAUUUUUGACCACAUGAUAAAGGUGUUAACUCGUGUCUACACCUAGUCAAUGACCAGCUGGAAUGUCAAAGAAAAGUGUAUUUGUGACUGAACUUGACUUCUGUGCCAAUUGUGGCACUGUGUUACCUCUUCCCGGAACAGAAGAUGUGGUCACCUGCAAGAAAUGUGGCUUUCAGAUUGAUGUAGCUGAAUUCGAUGGAGUUGAAAUUCAUUCAAAAAUUUCUUUUAAUAAACCAGAGACAAAAAUUGCAAAUGUUGAAGAAACUGAUGACUUGACAGGGCCUACAGUCGACAGAAAGUGUUCUACUUGUGGCAAUGAAGGGAUGGUGUACACAACUCGUCAAACCAGAUCAGCAGAUGAAGGACAGACAAUCUUCUAUACAUGUACAAACUGCAGGUUUCAAGAGAUUGAAUAUUCUUAAAAUGUGCAAUACCAUACCAACUGGAAUCUGCUCAUUCACAACUUAAUUUCAACAGCUGACAUUUGGUUAAUGAUGAGACAUUGUUAAAUCUUUAUUUACACAGAACUCCCAACAACUGCUUUUGUUGAUGAAGUGUUGUUAAAAAUUCCUACACUUGUUACUUUCCAUAAUAAAAUGGAUGUCUUGUGUUAACAAAAUAAUUGAACAAAUGACAGAAAAGAAUAAAACAUACUUCUUAA
Messenger RNA from Gigantopelta aegis, 709 nucleotides. RefSeq names its product DNA-directed RNA polymerase I subunit RPA12-like. Gene Ontology annotation, cellular component: RNA polymerase I complex. Gene Ontology annotation, biological process: termination of RNA polymerase I transcription; DNA-templated transcription. NCBI's taxonomy places the organism in Eukaryota, Metazoa, Mollusca, Gastropoda, Neomphalida, Peltospiridae. The record is from RefSeq and is a predicted model, not a curated record. The transcript is spliced from 5 exons. The coding region runs from base 111 to 470 and encodes 119 amino acids. Gene Ontology annotation, molecular function: zinc ion binding; nucleic acid binding; DNA-directed RNA polymerase activity.